Molecule: messenger RNA, 2341 nt
Organism: Alosa sapidissima (American shad)
Lineage: Eukaryota; Metazoa; Chordata; Actinopteri; Clupeiformes; Clupeidae
Gene: kcnj19a
Product: potassium inwardly rectifying channel subfamily J member 19a
Exons: 3
Coding region: 341-1918 (525 amino acids)
Biological process (GO): potassium ion import across plasma membrane; regulation of monoatomic ion transmembrane transport
Cellular component (GO): plasma membrane
Molecular function (GO): G-protein activated inward rectifier potassium channel activity
Source: RefSeq, a predicted model, not a curated record
UUCAGAGCGUCUCUGUAGCUUUCUCCUCUGUGCGCUCUCCGACCUGGAACGCGAGGAGCGCGCUUGGAGCAGAGAGAGAGAUUUCGUUAGGGAAAAGUUAACGUCAACUUAAUCAUUCUGGGAUACUGACAUCUUGGUGAAAGUCGUUGUCACUCUAUUAACCAAUUCCAACGAAUCCCAAGUGAUCAUGAUAUGUUACCUUUUUAGACCAUAACUAGAUCUGACCAAUGCGCGGAUCCGCUGCGCAAAUGGUGCGCUUGGAUAGUUAAGUCUGCUGUCAACAAAAGGCCGAAUAACUGAAUUUCUCGGAUCACACCAAGUGUCCAACACCACUGAUGUCAUGGCAGCAUUGAGGAGGAAAUUCGGGGAGGACUAUCAGGUCGUGAACACGAGUCGGGGAACCACUUUCUCUGCUCCGGUCAAGAAGAAGCGCCAGCGUUUUGUUGAGAAGAACGGCCGUUGUAACGUCCAGCACGGAAAUCUCGGUGGAGAAACUAGCAGGUACCUAUCAGAUCUAUUCACAACACUAGUGGACUUGAAAUGGCGAUGGAACCUGCUCAUUUUCAUCUUAACUUACACAAUAGCUUGGUUAGUUAUGGCAUCUAUGUGGUGGAUCAUUGCCUAUAUCAGAGGGGACAUAGGCAAUGGCCACGACCAAUCAUAUACUCCAUGUGUCGCCAAUGUGUACAACUUCCCCUCAGCUUUUCUCUUUUUUAUCGAGACGGAGGCGACCAUCGGUUAUGGCUAUCGCUACAUUACAGAAAAGUGCCCUGAGGGCAUCAUCCUCUUCCUCUUCCAGUCACUUCUGGGCUCCAUCGUGGACGCGUUCCUCAUCGGCUGCAUGUUCAUCAAGAUGUCCCAGCCGAAGAAGCGAGCUGAGACGCUGAUGUUCAGCCAGGACGCGGUGAUCUCGCAGCGCGACGGGAAACUCUGCCUCAUGUUCCGGGUGGGAAAUCUCCGUAAUAGCCAUAUGGUGUCUGCUCAGAUCAGGUGUAAACUCAUUAAGUCUCGUCAGACACCUGAAGGGGAGUUCCUGCCGCUGGACCAGUGUGAGCUGGACGUCGGCUUCGGGACGGGUGCUGACCAGCUCUUCCUGGUCUCACCGCUCACCAUCUGCCACGAGAUCAACUCCAAGAGCCCGUUCUUCGACCUGUCGCAGCGCUCGCUCAAGAGCGAGCAGUUCGAGAUCGUGGUUAUCCUGGAGGGCAUCGUGGAGACGACAGGUAUGACUUGCCAGGCUCGGACGUCCUACACAGAAGACGAGGUCCUGUGGGGUCACCGCUUCCUGCCUGUCAUGUCCCUAGAGGAUGGCUUCUUCCGCGUGGACUACUCCCAGUUCCACAGCAACUUCGAGGUGCCCACUCCCGCCUACAGUGUCAAGGAGUACGAGGAGAAGUCCUCGCUACCGUCGCCAGCGGCGACGCCACACCGCGACCGCGUCUUCUCCGUGGACUGCCUGGAGGCGGUGGAGGAGCGUGGCGGUCGGGGAGGGUCGGUGUCCAGCAGGCUGCCGAGCAAGCUGCAGCGCAUGAGCUCCUCGGGCAAGGAGGAUCUCCAGCGGAAGGUGCUGCGGCUGAGCUCACAGCCCGCCGAGCGGGCGUGCAGCACGGGCGACCUGCCACUCAAGCUCCAGCGCAUGGGCUCGUCGCCGUGCCAGGACGAGAUCGCGGGCGGCGGUGGCGGUGGUGGUGGUGGCGUGAGCGGCUGCGUUGGGGAAGACCAGGGGUUGCAGCUCAAGUCGCUCAAGGUGGGCUUUGAGGUCCACGGGGUGACGCGGUCCACGGGAGACCUCCACCGGCGCAGCCUGCUCCACACGCAGAUGCACGCUCCCCUCCACACGCCCCUCAGCACGCCCACACCCAAACGCCCAGAGGACAACUUGCCCGCAAAGCUGCGCCGCAUGAAUGCCGACCGCUAGCCUUUGCCCAGAGAGCCCAAAGGAAACGGUCUCAGAAUUGAACUGCUAACUCCCAAAACAGAUUUUGAAAGGAUGUAUAGAUAUAUAAUAUUUAAUAUGGACAAUAUGAAUUGAAUGGCGCAGGAGGCAUGACUUGGAUUUGGGUGGAUCGUUACCAAUUUAGCUGUUUUUGUUUGAGUCCGUCUUAAUUUUGACAACAAUAGGAAACAUGGAGAACAGCUCUUAACUGGAUUUACUGUGAUUUCAUUUCAAUCUUGUCUGGUAGUGACAGAGUAGACACUGGCACUUCUCUGUGUUGCACAUAUGCACACACACAUUUUGUCAUCUAUGCUCGUAUACAUAUUAUUCUGACCACACACACACACUCAAACAGUUCCUUGUUGUAUUUCUUAGUUUGGAAUGAAUAAAUUCUAUUUAAGAUGA